Molecule: messenger RNA, 8587 nt
Organism: Artibeus jamaicensis (Jamaican fruit-eating bat)
Lineage: Eukaryota; Metazoa; Chordata; Mammalia; Chiroptera; Phyllostomidae
Product: mucin-16
Source: RefSeq, a predicted model, not a curated record
UGUCUCGGACAGCACUACCCCAACAGUCCCCAGUCUUGGCACAGGCGCCAGUCCAGCGGGUCCCAAUACACCUGUGUCGUCUGGGGCACCAGGGCUGCUGACCUCACAGGUUCCUAGUUCUGAGACAGUUGCCAGUGGGGUUACUCCACCUCUGACUCUUUCUCCUCAUGAACUGGCCACCACAGCCUCAGGGGUGACUCACCCUGCAGCCGGGACUCUGUCAGCCGAACCAACUCAGACGGACUCCCCUGAUGUUUCAGGAGCACCGAGCUCAGUCGCCACCAGUUCUGGGGCAGAGACCACUCCACCUUUUCCAACGCUGACCGAUUUCCCACAUGAACUAGACACCACAGAAGCCAGUUCAGCUGUUCCAACCCUGACUGCAUCCCCCGAGGAUCCAGGUGCAAGCGUCUCUUUGGUCACCCAGUCCUCAGACACCAGCCCAUCUUUUCCCAAAGGCACUUCCAGUGUGUCCAGCAGUGCAUCAGACAGCGCACCCUCGAUGGCCACUGGUGCUGCUGUGGAAGCUGUUUCAACUCUUCCAGGGAGGACCGUCAAGACUGUGGUACCAGGGGUGGUGACCUCACGGGUCACUAGUUCUGGGGCAGAGACCACCACCACUGCUUCAACUUUGACCACCGACCAAGAUCAUCCGGAGACCAGAGCCUCCUGGGCCACGCACUUGGAAACGGAAGCCAGGUCAGCUGUUCCAACUCUGACCGAGUCCCCUCCUGAGGCAGGUGCAACAGUCUCCUCGGUUUCCCGACCUGGGGCACAGACCACUUCAAUCAUUUCCACUUUGGCCCUUUCCCCUGCUGUAUCAGGGGUGCACUUCUCACAGGUAAGCAGUUCUAGGGCAGAGACUGCUACAACUCUUCCAACUCUGACCGAUUCCACACCUGAACCAGAGACAGCAGCCUCGUGGGGCACCCAUCCUGCAGCAGAAGCCAGUUCCAUUGUUCCAACUGUGACUGUUUCUUCUCCUGAGCCAGACACCACAGCCUCACGGGUCCACUCGGCAAAGACCAGCUCCUCGGAUUCCAGAAAGACGCCAACUUUUCCCCCUGGUGAGUUAGACAGCAUAUCUUCAACGGCCACCAGUUCUGGAAGAGAAGCCAGUUCAGCCCUUCCAGCAGUGACUCUCCCACUUGAUGUACUCACCACGGGCUCCUCCCCGGUCACCAGUUCUGGGACACAAGGCCACAGGACUUUCUCAACUGGCACCGAGUCCCUGCAUGAGUCAGAUACGACAGUCUCUUUGGUCACCCGUCAUGCAGAGUCCAGCACAUUUUUGUCCAAAAGCACUUCCAGUGUGUCCCACAGUGAGUCAGACAGUGCACCCUCGAUGGCCAGUAGUCCUGGGGCAGAAGCCAGUUCAGCUCUUCCCGGUAAGACUGUCAAAACUGUUGCACCAGGGGUGGUGACCUCCCGGGCCACCAGUUCUGGGGUAGAGACUGGCACAACUGCUGCAACUUUGACUGCUUCCCAACUUCACCUGAAGACCACGGCCUCAUGGGCCACCCAGUUUGACACGGAAGCAAGGUCAGCUGAUCCAACUCUGACUCUGUCCCCUCCUGAGCCAGGCACAACAGUGUCCCUGGUCACCCGUCCCUCAGAGACUGACCUCGUUGCUUCCCAAACACCGUUUGAAGUUUCCCACAGUGAAUCAGACAGCAUAUCUUCAACAGGCAGCAGCAGUCCCGAGGCAGAAGCCAGUUCAGCCCUUCCAACGGUGACUGUCCCGUUUCAUGUGCUCACCAUGGCCACCUCCCCCGGCACUUCCAGUGUGUCCAGCAGUGCAUCAGACAGCGCACCCUCGAUGGCCACUGGUGCUGCUGUGGAAGCUGUUUCAACUCUUCCAGGGAGGACCGUCAAGACUGUGGUACCAGGGGUGGUGACCUCGGCCCUGAAGACCACGGCCUCAUGGGCCACCCAGUCUGACUCGGAAGCAAGGUCUGCUGUUCCACCUCUGACUCUGUCCCCUCGUGAUCCAGAGACAACAGUGUUUAUGGUCACCUAUUUGACAGAGACCAGCCUAACACUUCCUCAAACAACAUCCACUGUUUUUCAUGGUGAAUCAGAACCCACAUCCUCAGUGGCCACUGACCUCAGGCCUGAAGCCAAUUCUUCUAUUCCAACUCUGACAGUCUCUUCUGAAGUGCCAGAGACCACAGGCUUCCCAGCCACCAGCCCUGCAUCAGUGGUCAGCACAGUCAUUCCAGCCGUGCCUGCUUCCCCUGGUGUUCUGGAGCCUGGCAGCAGCCCUGCCACCACUGGCGAGUCUUACACUGUAGCUUCCUGGAGCACACAAACCUCACCACCUGCAAUCUCAGCUGGACCCCCAGAGUUUUCCCAGACUGCAACAGAUGGCACUAUGACCUUGAUUACAUCUAAAAUCAGUCACGAAGGAUCAAGUCCAACCACCACCCUGAAAACUACAACUCUUGAGUCCACUAAAUUAGCUGCUUCUGAUUCAGGCCCCACCAUGGCCAAGACGACAGCCACUUCCAGUACACUGGCCGGAAGUUCCUUUGUCCCUGCGACCACACCCAACAUGUCCAUGUCAGCCUAUGCGAGUGUGACUUCAGGAACGACUACCAUUCCUUUGCUGAUGUCUUUUAUUGUCAACUUCACCAUCACCAACCUGUACUACAGGGAGGACAUGGGAAACUUGGGCUCUAAGAUAUUCAAUGCCACCGAGAGACGCCUGCAGCAACUGCUGGGGCCCUUGUUCAAGAACAGCAGCAUCAGUUCCCUCUAUGCUGGCUGCAGACUGGCCUCGCUCAGGGCUGAAAAAGAGGGAACAGGCACCACAGUGGAUGUGGUCUGCACCCACCAUCCGGGUCCCACUGGCUCCGGGCUGGACAGAGAGCGGCUGUACUGGGAGCUGAGCCGGCAGACCGGCAGCGUCACGCGCCUGGGCCCCUACGCCCUGGACAGGAAUAGUCUCUUCGUCAGUGGUUACAACCAUCGAGACUGGAUCCCCACCACUAGCACCCUGGUGACCUCCACGUUCUCUCCAGGACCCGCAGCAUCUGUGAGCCCCACCCCCAGCUCUACAGCUGCAGAUGUGGGCCCAGCCCCAGUGCCUUUCACCCUCAUUUUCACCAUCACCAACAUGCUCUACACCCCAGACAUGAGGCGCCCAGGAUCUGCGAAGUUCAACUCCACUGAGAGGGUUUUGAAUCACCUGCUUGGUCAUUUGUUCAAGAACACCAGCAUCGGCCCACUGUAUUCUGGCUGCAAACUGGCCCAGCUCAGGGCUGAGAAGGAUGGGGAAACAACUGGAGUGGACAUCGUCUGCACCUACCAUCCUGACCCCGUGGGCCCUGAGUUGGACAUAGAAGAGCUGUACCAGGAGCUGAGUUGGCUGACCCAUGGCGUCACCCUGCUGGGUACCUACACCCUGGACAGAGACAGUCUCUAUGUCAAUGGUUAUAACCGUCGCAGCUGGACCCCCGCCACAAGCAGUUACACCCAUCGGACCUCAGCCUCCACCCACAGUGACCAUUUCUCUUCAACCACUGUGACCUCCACGCUCUUCCCAAAGACCUCGCUGGUGCCAGCCCCCUUCUCCAGCUCCACAGCAGCGGCCCCUUUGCUGGUGCCGUUCACCCUCAACUUCACCAUCACCAACCUGCACUACGAGGAGGGCAUGCGGCACCGGGGCUCCAGGAAAUUCAACGCCACAGAGAGGAUCCUGCAACGUGUGCUGAAGUCUGUGUUCAAGAACAGCAGCCUGAAAUUACUCUACGCAGGCUGCAAACUAGCCUCACUCAGCCCUGAGAGGGAAGAGACAGCCACCAGAGUGGACGUCAUUUGUGCUCACCGCCCUGACCCCGAAGGCCCUGGGCUGGACAGAGAGCGGCUGUACUGGGAGCUGAGCCAGCUGACCCGUGGCGUCACCGUGCUGGGACCCUACGUGCUGGACAGGGACAGCCUCUGGGUCAAUGGUUUCACCCAUCGGAGCCCCACACUCUUCACCAGCACUCCUGGGACCUCCACAGUCGACCUAGGGACCUUGGGGACCCCAUCUUCAUUCUCCAGCGCCCCAGUUGCAACAACCAGCCCUAUCCUGGUGCCAUUUACCCUCAACUUUACCAUCACAAACCUGCGGUACGUGCCUGGCAUGGGGCAUCCUGGAUCUGCAAAAUUAAACAUGACGGAAGAGGUCCUGCAGCCCAUUCUUGGUUCUUUGUUCAAGAGCACCAGCAUCGGCCCACUGUAUUCCAGCUGCAGACUGACCUCACUCAGGCCUGUGAAGGACGGGUCGGCCACCAGAGUGGACGCCGUCUGCACCUACCACUCUGAGCCCACAAGCACAGGGCUGGACAGAGAGCAGCUGUAUGGGGAGCUGAGCCAUGAGACCCAUGGCGUCACCCGGCUGGGCUCCUUCACGCUCGACAGGGACAGCCUUUGUGUCAAUGGUUACACCCACCAGGCCCUGACCUCCGCCCCCAGCACUGCUAUGACCUCCACCAUCCCCCCAGCAACUUCAGGGACCCCAGUCCCCAUCUCCAUCGCCACUGUUCCUGCCCUCAUGCCAUUCACUCUCAACUUCACUGUCACUAACUUGCACUAUGAGGAGAACAUGGGUCGCCUUGGUUCCUGGAAGUUCAACACCACUGAGAAAGUUCUGCAGGGCCUGCUCAGAAUCUUGUUUAAGAAAAGCAGUGUGGGCCCCCUCUACGUGGGCUGCAGACUGACCAUGCUAAGGCCCAGGAAAGAUGAGACAGCCACUGGAGUGGACAUUGUCUGCACACACCAUCCUGACCCAGGGGGCCCUGGGCUGAACAGCGAGCGGCUGUACUGGGAGCUGAGCCAGCUGACUUAUGGCGUCACUCGGCUGGGCCCCUACACCCUGGACCAGGACAGUCUCUACGUCAAUGGUUACACCCAUCAGACUCGGACAACCACCCCCAGCAUGUCCAUGGUGGCCACAGUUGCUGCAGGGAUCCCACCUCCUUCCUCCGGGCCCACAGCUCCUGGCCCUGCCCUGGUGCCCUUCACCCUCAACUUCACCAUCACCAACCUGCACCACACGGAAGACAUGCAGCCAGGCUCUGCAAAGUUCAACUCCACAGAGUCAUUUCUACAAUAUCUGCUCAAGCCCUUGUUCACCAACAGCAGCAUUGGCUCACUCUACACUGGCUGCAGACUGGCCACACUACGGCCUGAAAAGGGUGGAGCAGCCACUGGAGUUGAUGCCAUUUGUACCCACCAUCCUGACCCUGCAGGCCUCCUGUUGGACAGGGAGCAGCUCUACUGGGAGCUGAGCCACCAGACCUAUGGUGUCACCCGGCUUGGUCCCUACAUCCUGGACAAGGAUCGUCUCUAUGUCAGUGGUUACACCAAACCAGCUUCGACCUCCAUUUCCAAUGUUUCUGCGAUUCCCACACCCUCCUUGGGAAACUCAUCAGCUCUAAUGCCCUCCAGUUCUACAGUCUCUGGCCCUGUCCUGGUGCCACUCACCCUUAACUUCACCAUCACCAACCUGCACUACAUGGAGGACAUGCAGUUUCCGGGCUCAGUGAAGUUCAACAAAAUAGAGAAGCUCCUGCAGCACCUGCUCAGAGCCUUGUUUAAGAACACCAGUGUGAGCCUCCUCGACUCCAGCUGCAGACUCACCUCGCUCAGGCCUGAGCGGGAUGGAGCAGCCACCAGCGUGGACAUCGCUUGCAACCACCACGCUGACCCCGCAGGCCCGGGACUAGACAGAGAGUGGCUGUACUGGCAGCUAAGCCAGCUGACCCAAAGUGUCACUAAGUUGGGUCCCUACACCCUGGACCAGGACAGUCUCUAUGUCAAUGGCUACACACACAAGACUUCAGAAACUACCUCCAGUGCCACAGAACCACCCCCCGUGCCGUUCACCCUCAACUUCACCAUCACCAACCUGCACUAUGUGGAGGACAUGUGGCCUCCAGGCUCCUUGAAAUUCAACACCACGGAGAAGUUCCUGCAGCGUCUGCUCAAGCACUUGUUCAAGAAUACCAGUGUGGGCACACUCUUCUCAGGCUGCAGACUGACCCUCCUCAGGCCCAGGAAGGAUGGGACAGCCACUGGAAUGGACGUCAUCUGCACACACCGCCCUGACCCUGGAGGUCCCAGGCUGGACACCGAGCGCCUCUAUGGGGAGCUGAGCCGGCUGACUCGUGGCUUCACCCAGCUGGGCCCCUACACCCUGGACCAGGACAAUUUCUAUGUCGAUGGUGAAGGACUGCCAUCUUUUUGGAAUCUCGGCUUGUUUCGCAUCCUCCCUUUCCAUUGCCCUUUCCCUAAUCUCUCCUCCCCCUCACAGCGUUUCUCCACCUUUGCAGGUUACACCCACCGGAUCCAGACCAGCACCCCCAGGAGUCACACCCAUUUGUUCUCAGCCACCACUCCCAAAACCACUGGCCCCACCCUACUGUUCUUCACCCUGAACUUCACCAUCACCAACAUGCACUACACGGAGGACAUGGGGCGCCCAGCUUCUUUGAAGUUCAAUUCCACUGAGAGGAUCCUGCAGCGCCAGCUGCGGCUCUUGCUCCGUAACACCCGUGUUGGCCCCCUCUACUCUCACUGCAGAUUGACCUCGCUCAGGCUUGAGAAACAUGGAGCAGCCACUGGAGUGGACAUUGUCUGCACCUACCACUCUGGUCUUGCGGGCCCCAUGCUAGACAGAGAGCAGCUGUACUGGGAGCUGAGCAACCAGACCCACGGUGUCACUCGGCUGGGCUCCUUCACCCUGGACAAGGACAGCCUUCACGUCAAUGGUUACACCUAUGGAGCCACAGCCUUGACUCCCACCACUGCAGAGGUCAAGGAGGAGCCUUUCACCCUGAAUUUCACCAUCAACAACCUACACUACUCGGCAGACAUGGGCCAUCCAGGCUCCCUCAAGUUCAACAUCACAAACACCCUCAUGCAGCAUCUGCUCAGCCGGUUGUUCUGGAGAAGCAGCCUUGGUUCCCGAUACGCAGGUUGCAGGGUCACCUCGCUAAGGUCUGUGAAUAAUGGCGCCAAUACAAGGGUGGACUUUCUCUGCACCUACCGCCAGCCUCCCAGCGGCCCAGGUCUGCCUGCCGAGCAGGUGUUCCAUGAGCUGAGCCGGCAGACCCGGGGCAUCACUCGGCUGGGCCCCUACUCUCUGGAUAAGGACAGCCUCUACCUCAAUGGUUAUAAUGAACAAGGUCCAGAUGAGCCUCCUCCAACUCCUGAGCCAGCCACCACAUUCCUGCCCACCUCAUCAUCCCCUGUGCAACCAGAGGCAACCACAGCUCUGUUGGGCAACCUGGAGACCCUCACGCUCAACUUCACCAUCUCCAACCUCCAGUACUCAGCAGACAUGAGCAACGGUUCGUCCACAUUCAACUCCACUGAGAGGGUCCUGCAGCACCUGCUCAGAUCCUUGUUCAAGAAGAGCAGUCUGGGCCCCUGCUGUGUGGAUUGCAGACUGAUCUCCCUCAGGCCUGAGAAGGGUGGGGCAGCCACCAGCGUGGAUGCCAUCUGCACCUACCCCCCUAACCCCUUGGACCACGGGCUCGACAGAGAUCGGCUGUACUGGGAGCUCAGCCAGCUGACCCACAGAGUCACCCAACUGGGCCCCUACACCCUGGUCCCAGGCAGCCUCUUUGUCAAUGGCUAUGCCCCCCAGAGUGCGUUUAUCCCGAGUGAGUACCAGCUAAAUUUCCGCAUCAUCAACUGGAAUCUUAGCAACCCAGACCCCAUGUCCUCCGAGUACACCACCCUGCUGAGGGACAUCCAGGACAAGGUCACCAAACUUUACAGAGGCAGCCAGUUACAAGAUGCAUUCCACUCCUGCUUAGUUACUGACUUGAAGUUGGGCUCCAUGUCCGUCACCAUCCGGGAACUGUUCUCCUCCAGUGUAGACCCCAGCGUGGUGAAGCAAGUCUUUCUGGACAGGACCCUCAAUGCUUCAUCCCACUGGUUGGGCGCCACCUAUCAUUUGGCGGAUAUUCAAGUGACAGAAGUGGAGACAUCAGUUCAUCUGCCGACAGACAAACCAACCAGCAGUCCCAGCUCUCAGCACUUCCAGCUGAAUUUCACCGUCACCAACCUACUGUAUGUCCAGGAUAUAGCCCAGCCAGGCACCACCAAACACCAGCGGAGCAAGAGAAGUGUGGAGAACGCGCUCAACCAUCUCUUCCAAAACAGCAGCAUCAAAAGUUAUUUUUCCGACUGUCAAGUUUUAGCGUUCAGGUCUGUCCCGCACAGCAACCACACUGGGGUGGACUCCCUGUGUCACGUCUCACUGUCGGCACAGGUCAUGGACAGAGUCGCCAUCUAUGAGGAAUUUCUCCAGUUGACCCAGAAUGGUACCCAGCUGCAGAACUUCACCCUGGACAGGAGCAGUGUCCUAGUGGAUGGGUAUGCUCCAAGCAGACAUGACGCCCUGACUAAGAAUUCAGACGUCCCCUUCUGGGCCAUCAUCCUGACCUGCCUGGUGGGACUCUUGGCGCUCAUCACGUGCCUGAUCUGCUGUUUCCUGGUCACCAUGUGCCGGCAAAGAAGGAGGGAGAUUCUGAGAUUCGGCAAGGAUGCCUGGAACCUGCCCCACCCAGAUCCAAGGACGCUGCAGUGA